ACUGAUCAGAAUGUUCUGAUGAUAACAAGGAGGACGUCGCAGCAGCAAAGAGUGUGAUUUUUUAGAGUAGAGAGAAGGCUGAAAAUAGUCUGCUUUUUUUUUUUCUUUUGUAUACAAAAAAAAAAAAAAAAAAAAAGGAAGGAGCUUAAAGCUGUGAUUUCAGUAUACUCUCACUGCUGAGCUCAAACCAAUUUUCCGGCGAAAGAAGAAACCGGAAGAUGAUGAUAUGAGUGCUUAAGUGGAAAUUCCAUUAAGAAACCACCAUUUCAUGAGCAAUUGAAGCUGAAUUGAACUCGUAAUUAGUGAAGAUGAAGUUUGGAAAGGAGUAUUCGUCACAGAUGUUGCCUGAGUGGAAGGAAGCAUACCUAGACUAUAGAUAUCUCAAGACAUUGUUGAAAGACAUACUCAGGUUCAAACGCAAGGAGGAGGAGGAGAAAGGACAAACGCAACAGAAAGCGUUGGUUCGGGAUUUGACGUUGUACAGGUCUUUCAGUGGAUUACACAAACGAAACAGCGAUUUCAAAAAUCCUAAUGGAGUAGGAGAUAUUGAGGAUCAAUUUAUAGUGGUCAAGGAAGUGAAGGGAGCAAACUCGAAUGUGAAAUACGAGACCAAGUUCGUUAUACCGUCUGAAGAUGCAAGUGAGCAAGAAGUAGUUUUCUUUGAUAGACUUGAUUAUGAAUUCAGCAAGGUUGAUAAGUUCUACAAGGACAAGGUUGAGGAGGUUAUGAACGAAGUCGCCGUGCUUAAUAAACAAAUGGAUGCGCUAAUUGCGCUACGGAUCAAGGUCGAAAAUCCAAGUCUUGAUAUGUCUGGCGCAGUAAGAGAUCUCGUGGCUGAUGUUGCUAGCUUGGCUACUUCAACUGUUUCUAACCCAAGCACCCCAAGAAUGCCAAGAAAAGAGCAAAUGUUGGUGAUACAAGAAACGGGGACAGCAAAUGAAAAAGAUCUCGAGGACUCUAAUAAAGGUGUCGAUGUUGAUAAAAUUGAUGGUGCCAAUGACAACUUUAAACCAGCUCCCCUAGAAAUUCUUGAACAUGUUAAAAUCAACAACGAACCAGAAACUCCAAAGUCAACUAUAAAAGCCAUGCUGCACAAGGAUUCCAAAGAUACGAAGUUGAAAUUUAACAGGAAGCAGUUGAAAAAUGCCGAAGAGCAACUCAAGCAGGUUUUUAUUGAAUUCCACUGGAAGCUUCGCCAACUAAAACAUUAUGGCUUUAUGAAUUUGUUGGCGCUGUCGAAAGUGAUGAAGAAAUAUGACAAGAUUACAUUGAGGGGUGCAUCAAAAUCGUACCUAAGAGCAGUGGACAACUCUUACAUUGGCAGCUCUGAUGAGAUUACGACGAUCUUGGAGAGAGUGGAGGCCACAUUUGUUAAGCACUUUUGUAACUCAGACCGCAGAAAAGGCAUGAAAUCCUUAAGGCCAACAGCAAAAAAAGGAAAGCACAAAACCACGUUCUUACUAGGAUAUUUUGCUGGCGGUACGACAGCUCUUUUAGUGGCUCUUGUUUUGGUUAUAAAUGCGAGGAAGCUUGUGAAUAAGGAAGGAAGAACUCAGUACAUGGAAAACAUAUUUCCGCUUUAUAGUUUAUUUGCAUAUAUCAUCCUGCAUAUGCUCAUGUAUGCUGUGAACAUAUACUUCUGGAGAUGUUACCGAGUCAACUAUCCGUUUAUAUUCGGCUUCAAGCAAGGGACUGAAUUGGGAUAUCGAGAAGUCUUUCUCCUCAGUGCUGGUCUGACAUUACUUUCACUGGCUGGUGUCCUUGCAAACCUGGACAUGGAGAUGGAACCAGGCACUCAAAAAUAUCAGACAAUCACCGAGUUAGUUCCUUUGGGAUUAGUUACUCUCGUACUUGCCAUUGCAUUUUGCCCCUUCAACAUUGUAUAUCGUUCUGGUCGUUUUUUCUUCAUCAAAUCAAUAUGGCGCUGUAUUUGUGCUCCUUUCUACAAGGUUACGCUCAUUGACUUUUUCUUGGCAGACCAACUUACUAGCCAGGUCCAGGCCUUUAGGAGUCUUGAGUUCUAUAUUUGCUACUACGGUUGGGGAGAGUUCACCCAGAGACAGAACAGUUGCCGCCAGAGUGCCGUCUACAAUUCUUUCUAUUUCAUUGUAGCAGUUCUCCCAUACUGGUCUCGGUUGCUCCAGUGUCUCCGUCGGUGGGUGGAAGAGAAAGAUGUGUCUCAGGCAUUCAAUGGUUUAAAAUACCUCCUGACAAUAAUUGCAGUCCUAAUGAGGACAGCGUUCGAUUUAAAGAAGGGAACGAGUUGGAGAGUAGUGGCUGGAGUGAGCUCUGCCGUUGCAGCAAUCAUGAAUACUUAUUGGGACAUUGUCAAGGAUUGGGGGCUUCUUCAACGGCAUUCAAAGAACCCUUGGCUGAGAGACAAACUUGUCAUCUCACACAAUAGCGUCUACUUCAUAGCCAUGGUGCUUGAUGUCAUUCUAAGACUUGCUUGGCUGCAAUCCGUUUUGAACUUCCAUGUGACAUUCUUGCAUCGAACAGCCUUAACCACCAUAGUAGCAUGUCUGGAGAUUCUCCGUCGAGGGAUGUGGAAUUUUUUCAGGUUGGAGAACGAGCACUUGAACAAUGUUGGAAAGUUCCGUGCAUUCAAGUCAGUCCCACUCCCUUUCAGUUACUAUGAUGAAGAGAGUAGUGGCAAGGAUGAAGAUAGUAGCAAGGAUGACUAGAAAACUAACAGUUGAAAUGUUACACCACUUGAAAGCCUAAGAGACAACUGAAUGACACACCCCCAGCUAUUCAAAUUUCUGGGGACUUGUAAAUCUAUCGAGCAAACUGUGUAGGCUUCCUGAUGAUUCGAGUAAGACGAUCUAGUGUCAGUAUUCAAAGUUCUUGCCAAUUUCCAUCAAGGUUGAAGAGGUAACUGGUAAAAGCUCUGUCAGAUAUCGUUACCAGAAUGACUGCCCAGCUCUUGUUUUUACGUCUAACAACAUCCAGAAAUGAUUUGCUAGUCUGGUUGUUCAGCUAAGCACAAAGCUAAAGAUCACAUGGAUGGAUAUCAUACUCUCAUGCCAUAGUUUCUGUUUCAUUUUUUUCCUCCCUUCAAGCCAAUCAUUCAACUUGUAAAUAUAUACAUUACUUUAAUUGUAUCUAAAAAAAAUGCGAACAAUCAAUCAUCGGUUUGGAAUUGAUUAGAGAUAUAAACCAAAAUUAUCACUGUAAAAAAUACUACUUUGAUUAUGCUCUUACUUCCUUAAAGUAAACAAAAACUCGAACAUAGAGACCAGAACAUUGCCAGCAGUUAAAUGAAAUCACCAAGGAUCGUCGAGCCCUCUUUGAAACUCUGCUGGACGUGGCUUUCAGAGUUUCAAUUUCUCUUUCAAAUUACAAGGACUUUCUUUAGU
This is a messenger RNA of Papaver somniferum (opium poppy), 3359 nucleotides long. Its product is annotated as phosphate transporter PHO1 homolog 8-like. Gene Ontology annotation, biological process: cellular response to phosphate starvation; phosphate ion transport. The transcript is spliced from 14 exons. Gene Ontology annotation, cellular component: Golgi apparatus; plasma membrane; trans-Golgi network. Bases 309 to 2684 code for a protein of 791 amino acids. The record is from RefSeq and is a predicted model, not a curated record. Gene Ontology annotation, molecular function: inositol hexakisphosphate binding. Lineage: Eukaryota; Viridiplantae; Streptophyta; Magnoliopsida; Ranunculales; Papaveraceae.